CUACAAACGAAACGACACGACCACAAACGAACGCAACUGCAGCCUCUCUCUCUCUCUAAACCGAAGGCUCGCAGCAGAGCAGCUGCAGCUUCGAACUUUUGCUUCUGCUUCACUUGGUCACUGCUUCUUCAUCUUCCCCAGAAAGUCAUCAUGGUGUUGGCUAGCGUGCAUGGCUUGCUUCCAUGGAGUCCUCCUCUCUCCCCUUUCAAACGGGCGCAAAACCCCGGGAGGAAGGAAGCCGUUUCGGCGCGAAUCUCCACCGACGACUCCCCUCCUUCCACGCAGGAGAAGAAGAAAUCUCUCCCAGGGAAGCAUGAGGCCGAUGUCGUCGUGAUCGGAAGUGGUAUCGCUGGCCUCUGUUGCGCUGGGCUUCUUUCCAGAUACAACCAAGACGUGCUCGUGCUAGAGAGCCACGACCAACCGGGAGGUGCCGCUCACGCGUUUGACAUUAAGGGUUACAAGUUCGACUCCGGUCCUUCUCUGUUCUCUGGCUUCCAAUCUAGAGGUCCUCAGGCGAAUCCCCUUGCACAGGUGUUAGAUGCAUUAGGAGAGUCCGUUCCUUGUGUUAAAUAUGACUCCUGGAUGGUGUACAUACCAGAAGGUGAAUUUUUGUCACGUAUUGGUCCAACGGAGUUUUUCAAGGACCUCGAGAAGUAUGCGAGUCCGAAUGCUGUCCAAGAAUGGCAAAAGCUCCUGGAUGCAGUGCUUCCAAUGUCUGCAGCUGCAAUGGCUCUGCCUCCUCUAUCUGUUCGUGGUGAUUUGGGUGUCCUUUCCACCGCUGCCGUUAGAUAUGCUCCUUCUUUGUUGAAAUCUUUCAUCGAAAUGGGACCUCAGGGUGCUAUUGGUGCGACAAGGCUUCUUAGACCCUUCUCAGAAAUCAUCGACUCAUUGGAACUAAAAGAUCCUUUUAUAAGGAAUUGGGUGGACCUUCUUGCCUUUCUUCUUGCAGGGGUGAAAUCUAAUGGUAUACUCUCAGCAGAGAUGGUGUACAUGUUUGCUGAGUGGUACAAACCUGGUUGCAGUCUUGAGUACCCUCUUCAUGGAAGUGGAGCUAUUGUUGAUGCCCUCAUCAGGGGAAUGCAAAAAUUUGGUGGACGGAUUUCUCUCAGGAGUCAUGUGGAAAAGAUUGUUGUUGAAAAUGGCCGAGCCAUUGGAGUCAAAUUAAGAAGCGGUCAAUUUGUGCGUGCUAAGAAAGCUGUCGUCAGCAAUGCAUCUAUGUGGGACACUUUAGGUUUGUUACCUGAGGAAGUUAUUCCAAAGUCGUAUUCGGACAGGACUAAGAGGACUCCACAGUGUGAAUCUUUUAUGCAUCUUCAUCUUGGUUUUGAUGCUCAGGGUGUGUCUGAGGAUUUGGGAAUUCAUCAUAUAGUUGUGAAUGACUGGGAUCGAGGAGUCGAUGCUGACCAGAAUGUCGUUCUAUUAUCUGUACCAAGCGUACUAAGUCCGGACCUGGCACCGCCAGGGAAACAUGUGCUACAUGCUUAUACUCCUGGUACUGAACCAUAUGAACUCUGGGAAGGACUUGACCGCAGCAGUGCUGAGUACAAGAAACUGAAAGUCGAAAGAUCACAGGUUAUGUGGAGAGCUGUCGAGCGUGUACUCGGACCAGGAUUCAGCAGGGACAAAUGCGAGGUGAAGUUGAUUGGAACUCCAUUGACGCAUCAAAGAUUUCUUCGGAGAAACAGAGGAACAUACGGUCCGGCUAUUCAGGCAGGUAAGGACUCUUUCCCCGGACAUUCGACCCGUAUCCCUCAGCUUUUCUGUUGCGGCGAUUCGACAUUUCCGGGCAUCGGGGUCCCUGCUGUCGCCGCCAGUGGCGCUAUUGUGGCCAAUACAUUAGUUUCCGUGACCCAACACUCGGAGCUCCUUGAUGCUAUCGGGAUUUAAUCGCUCCUGUAAAUUUUCUUCCACUUUUUCCUCAUGAUUCGCGAUAGAUGUCGAUACCAUCCAGAUAGUGAGAUUUCAUCUAGUGCUUCCUUGAGGUCUUAAUACACUGUAAAUUCUUUCGAUUGAACGAUUUGUAUUUACAGAAAGAGAUCAGAUGGAAACGUGCAUUGUGAACUGACUAUCAAAGCAUAGUUUAUACACUACGGAAUUCAAUAA
Messenger RNA from Syzygium oleosum, 2103 nucleotides. RefSeq names its product prolycopene isomerase, chloroplastic. Gene Ontology annotation, biological process: carotenoid metabolic process. The record is from RefSeq and is a predicted model, not a curated record. The transcript has 9 exons. Gene Ontology annotation, molecular function: oxidoreductase activity. Lineage: Eukaryota; Viridiplantae; Streptophyta; Magnoliopsida; Myrtales; Myrtaceae. Bases 151 to 1887 code for a protein of 578 amino acids.